Molecule: messenger RNA, 4965 nt
Organism: Prorocentrum cordatum
Lineage: Eukaryota; Dinophyceae; Prorocentrales; Prorocentraceae
Source: the annotation of a GenBank genome assembly
GAGCUCCGCCCUGGCUGGGGGCCGCCCCGCUCCGAGCCCUCGAGCGCGCCGGGGGCGGUACCCAAGAGCAGGCCGCCCCCCAGCAAGGCCGCACCGGCGUCGCAGGCCAAGCGCGGCGCGGAACACCCCGCGGACGACGGGCCAGCGGCCCCCCCCGCACGGAAGCGCCGGCGGCUGGCGCAGAAGUGCGCGCGGUCGCUGCUCUUCGUGGCGGGCGACCCCGCGGAGCCUAGCAGGAAGGCGCGCCGCGUGAGCGAUCUCUCGCCGGAGGAGGCGGCUGACUCUGGGGCUGUGCUGGGCGCCACGCUGCUGCCGCCGCUGGAUGAUUUCGCCCCCUCUGUGGGGCACUCCUUUGACGACCUCGUCUACGCGCUCCAGCACGCACACGACCGGGAGACUAGCGCUCUGCAAGAGAAGUUGGUCGUGGCAGAGUCGCAGGGUGGCAGCGAGGAGGUCUCCGACGAGUUGGGAGCGUAUCCCACCGAGGUUGACGCACUGCUGUUUGACGAUGAAGGUUUCAACGAGAAGAUGAGGCAGAAGCGGGGUAGGAUGCCAUCCAAUUUCAAGUCGACGGUGGACUCCUGGAAUCGGAAGCGCGACUUCGAGCGCAUAGACGAGCGGAUUGGGUGCACCGAGUGGGGCAACAAUAACACAAUAUUUGUGGACCCUGCACAGGCAGGUACCGUGAUCGCAUGGGGAUACAAUCGUCUCCUGUUCGGCGAUCACGGGCCAUAUGUGGAGUGCGCACACUCGCAAGUCAUUUGGCCUUCCUUCCCAAGGGUCAAGAGGAAGAGCAGGAUGGCAUAUUAUGAUGAGCAUUUCACGAUAACGGAUUCUGUGAAGGCGUACGAACAAAAGAAAACCGUCGGGGACAAGCCGAAUCCUCCCCCAGGCGAGUGGUCAGUACGAAAUGAUCGGUUACAAACAGGCUAUGCAGACUACCAGCCAGGCUGGAUUUAUUUGCCCGCUGACUCAUUGGUCGCCUGCCACGAACAAACCUGGAGGUCAUGCACAAUGUCGGGCCGGCCGCUAACUGAUUUGAAGGGUAGAGAAGUGUGGCUUGACCAGGGUCGGUCGUUAUCGAGGCUUUCAGCCUCACCAAGUUUGCAGCUGCAGCGAAAUGCGUCUGCACCUGCAGCUUUGUCAACCGAGACAUGUGGUCAGGUGCAGCGUUUGCUCUCUGAGGACACGUUAUCUGAGGAACCAGAGCCUUUGGUUAUCUUGGAGGCCUCGCCUAAGUCGUCAACCUUUGCCCUUCUUAGCAAAGCUAAGCCCCUUGCUGCCAAGUCUAAGUUUAUGGCGCGGCCUUCUACCGAAUUUGCUGGUACCAGUCCAGAGGCUGAGUAUACUGGUCCGAUCGCCUCGCCUUCCCCGUCUCCAGAGGCGGACCAACCCAGAGCUGAGUGGACAGGCGAGUUGACCUUGCAGCUAGUGGUCGGGUCGCUUUCGAAGGCUGAGCCUGCAUUAGUCAAGGAUCUCACCGACGACAUGAACAAGCUCUCUCAGGACACGGGCACAAAGGCCACUCUCGGCGUCGCCUCCGACUGCGUGGUUGUGCAGGGAGGCGAGCGGGCGUGCCGAGACGCCAGGAGGAUAUUGGAGGAAUGCGUACAUUAUUAUUUUGGCGACAUCCGCAUCACAGAGAUCCCGCCUGCACGUUCCACACCCAACCCGCAGAGUUCAGCCGCAGAGGUUGCCAGCGAUCAGCCAGCCGCUGCAAUGUCUGCACAUGUUGCCAAGGUGGCGCCAGUUGAGAAGGCAGCACCAGUUCAGAAGGCAGCGCCCCUACACAAGGCAGCGCCGUCCCAGACGGCAGCUCCGCCUCAGAAGGCGGCGCCGCCUCAGAAGGCACAGAAGGGCGUGGAAGAGAAAAGCAAGAUGGGUGAAGGAGAGACGAGAGAAUAUCCCGACUCGAAAGACACGCAAGAGGCAUCGGAUAAUGCAGAAAAGAACGCGGGCACCAGGGCGAGGGAAGGCGCGGAGGAGAAGGUUGAGGCCAAACCAAAGACGGGCGUCGAGGAUAAUACCCAAAGUGAUGCUGAGGCCAUGGCGAGCAAGAAAGUGGAUGGAAACACUAAACAUGACGCUGCAGAUAAGGCGAUGACGGAGGUGCAGGCGAAGGUCGCAGAAGAUGAGGCGAACGCAAAGGCCACCGCAACGAAGCCAGUUGAUGAUCAGGCGAAGACUGAAGCUGAACACAAUGCGAAGAAAAAGGCAGAUGAAACGGCCAAGAAGGAUGCUGAGGACAAGGCAAAGAAGGAAGCAGAGGACAAGGCCAUGAAAGAAGUGGAGGAGAAGGCGAAGAUGGAGGCCCAUGCAAAAGCGAAGAAAGAAGCAGAGGAAAAGGCCAAGAAAGAAGCGGACGAGAAGGCGAAGAAGGUUGCCGAGGCCGCAGCGAAGAAGGAGGCAGAGGCCAAAGCAAAGAAGGCUUCUGAGGAGAAGGCGAAGAAGGAAGCGGAGGACAAGGCCAAAAAAGAGGCUGAGGCCAUAGCAAGAAAGGAGGCAGAGGAAAAGGCCAAGAGAGAAGCGGACGAGAAGGCCAAGAAGGAGGCUGAGGAGAAGGCGAAGAAGGAAGCAGAGGCCAAGGCCCGGAAGGAAGCGGAGGAGAAGGCCAAGAAGGAGGCCGAGGCCAAGGCGAAGAAAGAAGCAGAGGAAAAGGCCAAGCAAGACGCGGACGAGAAAGCAAAGAAGGAAGCAGAGGCGAAAGCGAAGAAGGAGGCCGAGGUCAAAGCAAAGAAAGAGGCUGAGGCCAAAGCAAAAAAGGAGGCAGAGGAAAAGGCCAAGAGAGAAGCGGACGAGAGGGCGAAGAAGGAUGCUGAGGAGAAGGCGAAGAAGGAAGCAGAGGCCAAGGCCCGGAAGGAAGCGGAGGAGAAGGCCAAGCAGGAGGCCGAGGCCAAAGCGAAGAAGGAAGCAGAGGAAAAGGCCAAGCAAGACGCGGACGAGAAAGCAAAGAAGGAAGCAGAGGCGAAAGCGAGGAAGGAGGCCGAGGUCAAAGCAAAGAAAGAGGCUGAGGCCAAAGCAAAAAAGGAGGCAGAGGAAAAGGCCAAGAGAGAAGCGGACGAGAGGGCAAAGAAGGAUGCUGAGGAGAAGGCGAAGAAGGAAGCAGAGGCCAAGGCCCGGAAGGAAGCGGAGGAGAAGGCCAAGCAGGAGGCCGAGGCCAAAGCGAAGAAAGAAGCAGAGGAAAAGGCCAAGCAAGACGCGGACGAGAAAGCAAAGAAGGAAGCAGAGGCGAAAGCGAAGAAUGAGGCCGAGGUCAAAGCAAAGAAAGAGGCUGAGGCCAAAGCAAAAAAGGAUGCAGAGGAAAAGGCCAAGAGAGAAGCGGACGAGAGGGCAAAGAAGGAGGCUGAGGAGAAGGCGAAGAAGGAGGCAGAGGCCAAGGCCCAGAAGGAAGCGGAGGAGAAGGCCGAGCAGGAGGCCGAGGCCAAAGCGAAGAAGGAAGCAGAGGAAAAGGCCAAGCAAGACGCGGACGAGAAAGCAAAGAAGGAAGCAGAGGCGAAAGCGAGGAAGGAGGCCGAGGUCAAAGCAAAGAAAGAGGCUGAGGCCAAAGCAAAAAAGGAGGCAGAGGAAAAGGCCAAGAGAGAAGCGGACGAGAGGGCAAAGAAGGAUGCUGAGGAGAAGGCGAAGAAGGAAGCAGAGGCCAAGGCCCGGAAGGAAGCGGAGGAGAAGGCCAAGCAGGAGGCCGAGGCCAAAGCGAAGAAGGAAGCAGAAGAAAAGGCCAAGCAAGACGCGGACGAGAAAGCAAAGAAGGAUGCUGAGGAGAAGGCGAAGAAGGAAGCAGAGGACAAGGCCAGGAAUGAAGCAGAUGAGAAGGCCAAGAGGGACGCCGAUGCCAAGUCGAAGAAGGAGGCAGAGGAGACGGCCAAGAUGGAAGCGGAUGAAAAGGCGAAGAAGGAUGCGGAUGCCAAGGCCAAGAAGCAGGCGGAGGAGAAGGCGAAACAAGAAGCGGAGGAGAAGGCAAAGAAGGAGGCAGAGUCGAGGGCCAGGAAAGAAUUAGAGGAACAAACCCAGAAGGAAGCGGAGGAAAAGGCGAGGAAGGAGGCCGAGGCCAAAGCGAAGAAGGAAGCGGAGGAGAAGGCGAAGAUGGAGGCCGAGGCCAAAGUACAGAAGGAAGCACAGGAAAAGGCCAAGAACGAAGCGGUGGCGCAAGCCAAGAAGGAGGCUGAGGUAAGAGCGAAGAAGGAAGCAGAGGAGAAGGCGAGGAAGGAGGCCGAGGCCAAAGCAAAGAAGGAAGCAGAGGAGAAGGCCAAGAUGGAGGCCGAGGCCAAAGCGAAGAAGGAUGCAGAAAUGAAGGCCAAGAAAGAAGCGGAUGCGAAGGCCAAGAAGGAGGCUGAGGAGAAGGCUAAGGCGGCAGAGGCCAAGGCCAAGACAGAAGCGGAUAAGAAGGCGAAAAAUGACGCCGAGGCCAAAGCGAAGAAGGAAGCGGAGGAGAAGGCGAAAAAGGAAGCAGAGGAGAAGGCGAAGAAGGAGGCCGAUGCCACAGCGAAGAAGCAGGCAGAGGAGAAGGCCAAGAAGGAAGCAUAUGAUAAAACGAACAAAGAGGCCGAGGCUACAGCGAAGAUGGAGGCAGAGGCCAAGGCCAAGCUAGAUGCUGAGGAGAAGUUGAAGAAGGAGGCAGAGGAGAAGGCGAAGAAAGACGCUGAUGAGAAAUCGAAGAAAGAGGCAGGGGAAACGCCCCAGAAGGAAGCAGAGGACGAAGCAAAAAGCGGGGCAAGGGUCGAGGAAAAGACGAAGAGUGACGCCGAGACCGACGCCACACCGCCCAGCAAAGCUCCACCACCCGCCCCGCCGAUGCCGCCAGUGGACGACGAAGACGUUGGCAAGAGACUGCAGGGAAGAACCCCCGAAAAGGAAGGCUUGUUCAGGAUGACCUCGAUGUUGCGAGGGAAGACCUCCGAUGAGUCUGUUCCCCAUCUUCAGCAAGCGGCAAUCUGGGGACGAGGACGUGCCCGGCCGCGCACGAGCUGA